AUGCCGCCCAAGCAAAGGCAAGAAGUCGUCGACGAGGACGUCUACACGUCUUCUUCUUCCGAGCACGAUGAGUCGGGUAGCGAAAGCGAAGAAGAGCAGCAGCAACCUCAGAACCGCCAGCCCAAACCAGUACUCGAGAAAGACUCGGAUGAGGAAGAGCUCGAGCGGUUAGUUCUGGGCGACAGUUCGAAUUUUAGAGAAAAUCUCUUCAAGAACGACUAUGAGGGCGAGGUCGGCUCAGAUUUCGAGGAUAUUGGUGCAGAGGACGACCAGGACGGCGACGACAACAUUGAAGACAUCGACGAUGCGCAACUCUUCUUCCUCGAUGCGCCUCCCGCCAGCAGCAAGGGCCUCGCGGUAGCAACCCCGACCAAUGCUGUUGCGGCCAAAAAGGAGGACAAGAAUGCGCCGGCGUGGGAGGACAGCGACGACGAGCGGUUGACCGUCUCCCUCGCCAGCGCCACGCAGCUGCGAAAGCUGCGCAUUACCGAAGACGACGACGUGGUGAACGGUACCGAGUACACCAGAAGACUGCGACAGCAAUACCUGCGGCUGAAUCCGGUGCCUGCUUGGGCCAAGGAGGCAGAGGGCCGCCCAGCCAAGCGCCGCCGGCGCUCUUCUGCUGCUUCGGACGAUUCCCAAGCCUCGGAUGUCAGUGACAGCAGCGACGAAGCAUCAGCCCUACCGCUCGACCAAUUCCUGCGCGACGCAACCUCGCUACGGGAGAGCGGCGCAAGGUCAAAGAAGCUUCGCCCCGAGGUCAUUGACAUACAACGAUCGAGAGACAUGGCCGACAGCCACAAGGAAGAAGUCACAGCGCUCUGCUUCCACCCAGAAUACCCAGUUCUCUUGUCCUCGAGUACAUCAACACUCUUGUACCUUCACCAUAUCGCGCCGACUGCCCACCCUACACCGAACCCGCUCUUGACUUCUGUGCAAAUCAAGCAGGUUCCGGUGAGGCAUGCCGAAUUCCUUUACCCAGGUGGAGACAAGAUAUUCUUUGCUGGACGGCGGCGAUUCAUUCACUCGUGGGAUCUGCCUACGGGUUUGAUCCAAAAGACGCAGAAGCUUCAGGGCCACAACCUUGAGCAGAGGACAUGGGAACGUUUCAAGCUGAGUCCGUGUGGGCGGUGGUUGGGAAUGAUUGCCUCUACUCGGAAGGGAGGUGGUGAGAUUAACAUUGUCAAUGUCAACACCAUGCAAUGGAUUGCCGCGGCUCGUCUAGACAGCAGAGGAGGUAUUGCUGACUUUCAAUGGUGGAGCAACGGCAACGGCUUGACGGUGCUAGGAAAGGGAGGUCAGGUCGGCGAAUGGAGCAUGGCAACCCGCCGUUUCCUGGCAAUAUGGAACGAUGAGGGCUCGAUAGGCGGCACUGUCAUUGCGCUGGGUGGCCACAAUGGACCCAAGGUCCUGGGUGGACACAAGUGGGUGGCCGUUGGCUCAAAUAGUGGCGUCAUGAACAUUUACAACCGAGAGGACCUCAUCACGUCUUCAGAGGCCAAUGACGAGCUGGAGCUCAAGGAGCGCCCCGAACCCGCCCGGCGCUUUGAGCAGCUGACAGUUCCCGUCACUUUCCUGACCUUUAGUCCCGACGGUCAAAUCCUCGCCUUUGGUAGCACGCACAAGAAGGACGCUCUGCGCCUGGCUCAUCUGCCCAGCUGCACCGUGUAUAGAAACUGGCCGACGGCGCAGACCCCUCUCGGACGCAUCACGGCCAUUGCGUUUGGAAGCAAGAGCGAUACGCUCGCGGUUGGCAACGAUACGGGAAAGAUCAGAUUAUGGGAGAUACGGAGUUAA
Messenger RNA from Pestalotiopsis fici W106-1, 1797 nucleotides. RefSeq lists its product as uncharacterized. Bases 1 to 1797 code for a protein of 598 amino acids. The record is from RefSeq and is a predicted model, not a curated record. NCBI's taxonomy places the organism in Eukaryota, Fungi, Ascomycota, Sordariomycetes, Amphisphaeriales, Sporocadaceae. Gene Ontology annotation, molecular function: protein binding. Gene Ontology annotation, cellular component: Pwp2p-containing subcomplex of 90S preribosome; small-subunit processome. Gene Ontology annotation, biological process: rRNA processing. The transcript has a single exon.